CCACCACAUGGCUAUCAAACGACCCAGGUCAGCACAUCGCACCGAAGGCGGAGACAAAGCCAACGAAUCUAUCCCCAUGUCACCCUCAUCAUCGUCAUCUACUGCGUCGGACACUGGGAGGGAGCCCAAGCGCCAGCGGUCCAAGAAAGCACCUAGACGCGAUAAGCUCAGCCCUUCCUCCGCAACCUCCUCAUCGCCAUCAUCAUCCGAAGAAGAUGGGGGAGAGCCAGAAAACUCAGCAGACUGGAACCAGAAGGAAGGUAUCUCGGUUCAAAAGAAGAAAAAUUCAACUCUAGCCGAACACGCCAAGCGGAGACUCAGUGGAAAAUUCGGUAUGGUUCGGAAGAGUAUGAACUUCGAACAACCCCCCUCUGGCCAUUCAUCACCUGCCCGAGUCCCCGGUAACGGCAGGGUAGGCGCACUCGCACGAGCAAGAGAGAACCAUGCAAAAGCGCGUCAAAGCAUCGGAAUCACUCAAGACAAUCCUUUGGUGAUCAGUACUGAAGUCAUGAAUAACAACUAUGACGAAUGGAUGAAAAUGGCCACUGACAAUAAAAUCAAUGUGAACAACACGUGGUCAUUCGCUCUAAUUGAUUAUUUCCACGACAUGUCACUGCUACGGAAUCCAGAAGCAGAGGGAGGGAUCAAUUUUCAAAAAGCAUCUUGUACUCUAGAUGGUUGUGUCAAAAUCUGGACUUCCCGAGUUGACAGUGUGGCAACUGAGACUGGGAAGCUACUAUCAGGCCUUGCGGAGGAAGCCAACAACAUUUCCAACCAGAUCGACGGCGAAGAUGAUGAGGAUGUGGGAGAGGAGUCAGGACUGAAAGCGCCCAAGAAAACUCGAACCCGGGCUACCAAUUCAACCUCAUUAGUCGAAUUCAACGAGAAAAUCAAAGUCAAAGAACUUGAACUUGAAUUCACCGUCGACCCUCUGUUCAAAAAGACAUGCGCCGACUUCGAUGAAGGCGGAUCUGGUGGAAUAUUAAUGAGCCAUUUGUCCGUUGACAGUUCAAUGACUAUCAUUUUCGACAUCAGCGACUCUAAAUACGGCGGCACGAUGACAUGCAACACUUCUUGGCAUGUUUCCCAAACUGAAAUGUUGUCAUCGAGACGCGCCUGGUUCCUGAAUUUUUUAGGCUCAACUGCGUUCCUGGAUUCAUUUGAAGGUUUCCAAGCUCGGUCUAUAUGUCCCUGUCUAUCAAACUUCAAAUUCUCUACCACGGACUCGAUUCAAUCCUUUGAAGGUCUUGCCGCGCUAGCCAACAUCAUGGAAAAACCUGAUGAGCCCCCUAUUACUCAUGAUACGCAUGAUACCGGUAACGACUUCUUCGAUUCAAACGAGUCGCCUAACCUUGGCGAAGAUAACUUUCAAAUUCCUGACCAUGAAGAUGUUGAUGAUGAGGGGGUAGAUAUGGGUGAAGCUUUCAAUCCGAGUGGGAUCCCUAAUCAAAGAGACCUUCUCAUGGCACUGGUCGAUGACAAUUCGAAACAGGCAGAAGGAGGACAGAGUAUCUUCGGUCAAGAGAGUACCGGGAUGUUUGAUUACUUUGACAAAAGUAUGAAGAAAAGUUGGGCGGGCCCUGAGCAUUGGAAGUUGAGGAGGACUGUUGCUUUCAAAUCUCGAGAUGACGAAAAUACGACGACGGUCAAUCGCACCAAGCGGGAAAAAUCGACAUUUUCAUUCGACUUUUUAAAACCUUUAGAAAACAGUCGUAAGUCGAUUUUCCAGGCGGGUUCUGCGAGUUUGACUUUGCCUGGGUACAAGCCACCGAAGCCGAAGUCACAGCGGAGAAUGAUCAAAAAGAUCGUUGGCAGCAAGACCGCUAUUGGAUCCAAGCAGAUGUUGGAACAGCACUGUUUGCCGGAUGAUAUGCAUUUCAAUGCUUCCCAGCUCUUGCGAUUUGACAUGAAACCCAAGACAACAUUCAAUAUGCGCGUCAAAUCUUCAGGAUCCGUGGCUCAUCAUCCUGGUGCCGACAUUGACGAAAACUACUGGGCCCGCACUGCGGCAGCAGCAGCACAAAACAAUCAAGAUCAAACGAAUCAAGAGGAAGAAAAUUCCAACGAUGCAAUCCCAUUUGCGACUCAGUUUUUCCAAGAUGAACCAGAUGAUCAGCCGGAUUUUGAAGAGGAGUUUGAUAAUCCGGUCGGAAUGACGGGCAACCUUUCCACUGAUCCGGAUGACACGACGUUGAAUGAUCCUUCGAAGACUAAAGAGGACGAGCAUGAUCUAAUUGCUGCCACUCAAAAUCUUAACGUUCGCGCCAGACCCGAGUUCGUUAACUACGCUAAGAAAGCUAAACGGGUUGAUGUCAAGAAGUUGAAGGAAAACAUCUGGAGAGAACUCGAAGAACUCACCAUUGAAAUGGAGGCUGAAGCUAACACAACUGAUCAUCAAGGAGAGAGUGAAGAUGCUUUAGAAGAAAAUGUCGAGAACCCAGAAGGCGAUGGGGGUAGCAAGAGAAGGAAGACGAAGACGUUCACAAAGGUGAUCAACGGGUUGAGAACGAUGUACCCACAGGAGAAGAUGGAAGAAAUCAGCACAUCGUUUUGUUUCAUAUGUUUACUUCAUCUGGCUAACGAGAAAGGCUUACGCAUCCAAUCGAUCAGCCAGUCAAAUCAACAACAAUUACCGCUAGAUUCGGCCAUGAAUGAUGAUGAUGGUAACAUCGAUGAUUCUGCUCCACUUCGACCAGAUGACUCCAAAUUUGUUGGUCGAUUAGAAGAGUUGAAAAUCUUGAAAGACGCCCUUUGAUUGCCCCCCACCACCACCAGUUUUUGUUUUAUAUUUUCAUGAUUUGUUUCUGCAUAAUCUUCACCGCUCAUGUGUUUCUUUUGGCUUAUUCGACCAAUGUUCUUUUGUUUCCCACCUUGGUUUGUUUUACUCGCUCUGUUCCUUCUAUCCUGAAUUUGAUGAACUUGAUGAUUAUUAGUAGUUCACAUGGAAGUCGAAAUACAGUCAAUUCGCAAUCGUUGCGUUUUCUUCUCUG
Puccinia graminis f. sp. tritici CRL 75-36-700-3 is the source of this 2990-nucleotide messenger RNA. RefSeq lists its product as uncharacterized. Lineage: Eukaryota; Fungi; Basidiomycota; Pucciniomycetes; Pucciniales; Pucciniaceae. The coding region runs from base 8 to 2755 and encodes 915 amino acids. Gene Ontology annotation, molecular function: chromatin binding. The transcript has 11 exons. The record is from RefSeq and is a predicted model, not a curated record. Gene Ontology annotation, cellular component: condensin complex. Gene Ontology annotation, biological process: mitotic chromosome condensation.